Hydatigera taeniaeformis is the source of this 216-nucleotide messenger RNA. The record is from the annotation of a GenBank genome assembly. Lineage: Eukaryota; Metazoa; Platyhelminthes; Cestoda; Cyclophyllidea; Taeniidae.
AUGACGGAGUACACCCUAACUCAUCUCCGUGUCGGUAAGUACAAGAAGGAGACCAAAAUGGAUGCCCAAAUGACCAAGGAACUGCAAAAGGCAGCCAAGGCUAAGCCUGUUGAAGAGGUGGUGAAGAUUGAACCGACAGUGAUAAAAUUCAAACAUCAUGCAGAAGAGAUCGACCGUUCAAAAAUUGCAAAGAUGCAACGAAACAAGAACUUUAAG